Soboliphyme baturini is the source of this 1074-nucleotide messenger RNA. NCBI's taxonomy places the organism in Eukaryota, Metazoa, Nematoda, Enoplea, Dioctophymatida, Soboliphymatidae. The record is from the annotation of a GenBank genome assembly.
AUGUGCGGGUUGGCGACAUCGAAUUCGAAUUCGACAAACACAACUUCUUACUAUGGAGGUGUUAGCGGCUGGCGUCAAAACGCAUACGCAGUUGCGGUGCCAAUCUUCAUCUCCAUCUGUGUCUUGGUGAUGGUCAGCAACCUGUUGGUCUUAGUCACGCUCAGGUGGGUCAAAACCAAGCCAACGUCAACACUGCGUUUUACAGUGAGCUUGGCGAUUUCAGACGUCUGGACCUCAACCAUCGUAGCUGUUAGCUUAGUAUAUAAUAGUUAUAUAACGGUGGUGUAUCGUCUGUCGAUCAGUGCAUGCGUCGCACUCACGUUUGAAGGUAUUCACACGGGUGGCCUUUUAACUGGAACCCUGCAUCUACUGGCUCUGUCGGUAAACCAUUACAUCGUCGUCUCGCAGCCGUUCCUUCAUCACAAAAUUUUGAGCACCCGCAACACGUUGACCGUCAUAGUGCUCCUGUGGGUCAUUCCACCAGUCGCUCUGUUACUGUGCUUUGCGUCCAUCGAAAAUCAAGGAUUUCGAUCCCCGGAUGGCAAGUGCACCGAUGUUGACUUUUUUCACAAAUUGGAAUUUCGCCUGACCAUAUCGAUCAUCAUAUUGUUGUUCAUUGUUAUGAUGUCGCUACUGUACAUUGCGGUACUGGUGUUCCUGAACAAAGAGGCGAAGAAGUUUCUAAUCAAGCAACACUGUUCAAACAGUCAAAGGAUUCGCCGAAUGCGAAACACCCUGGUCACGACUCUGAUUAUUUGGGGAACAUUUGUUGUUGGCUGGAUACCAACCAGCCUCAUCUUCGUCCUCACCUGUAGCACUUGCCUAUUUCCAUAUUCUCAGACUUCAGCCUACAAUGUUGUAUUUUUCAUCAGCAUCUUGGCAAAUUUAUGCAUACUCCUGAAAAGUCUCGUGAACCCGAUCGUGUAUGCCAUUCGGAUUCCAGAAAUCAGGACCGUAAUGACACGGCUGCUACAAAGAUGGGGCUCCGGUUCAAAAAAAAGGCAGAGAAAAUGCGCGUUGCAAUCAUGCCGUCCUAGAAACCGCAGGUCUCCUGACGAAAUGAUUCUAAAGUAA